This is a messenger RNA of Pleurotus ostreatus (oyster mushroom), 1824 nucleotides long. RefSeq lists its product as uncharacterized. Gene Ontology annotation, molecular function: histone deacetylase activity, NAD-dependent; NAD+ binding. The record is from RefSeq and is a predicted model, not a curated record. The transcript has 3 exons. Bases 1 to 1824 code for a protein of 607 amino acids. Gene Ontology annotation, cellular component: mating-type region heterochromatin. Gene Ontology annotation, biological process: negative regulation of transcription by RNA polymerase II; pericentric heterochromatin formation; regulation of DNA repair. Lineage: Eukaryota; Fungi; Basidiomycota; Agaricomycetes; Agaricales; Pleurotaceae.
AUGACCAUAUUCCUGCCGUUGGAACCGGCCAAAACCCUACCGUCGUCGCCUCCAUUUCUGGUCGCUUCAUCGGAUCCCCGAACACAAACAGCGAAAGUGGUGAAAGCUAUACUGAAGGCUAAGCGAGUCGUGAUAAUAUGCGGAGCUGGAAUAUCGGUUAAAGCUGGCAUACCGGACUUUCGAUCUCCUGAUGGGUUGUUUCAGACGUUGAAGCGGGACAACCCCCGCGAGCAGCUAUCUUCCGGGAGAGAUCUUUUUGAUGCGUCUGUAUUCAACUCCGAACAAACAACCUCCCUAUUCUUCCAAAUGAUUGCCCGACUUUCAUCUCUCUCCAUGACCGCCGACCCGACCCCCUUUCACUAUCUGCUCCAUAGCCUCGAUGAUCGUGGCCGGCUGCUGCGCGUAUACACACAGAACAUAGACGCCAUUGAGCGCAAAGCCGGGCUGUCGUUCGGCGUCCCCGAAUCGUCUCCGAAGCCUCGGUCGAAGAGCAAGUCUUCGAUAGGCCCCUCUUCUGCUAGUGCGGUCACGCAGUCAGCGAGCAGGCUGCCCUCGCCGCCGCUCGAGAUCCCGCGGUGCAUCCCCCUCCACGGGACGCUUCAGACGGUGCACUGCCAGACGUGCACACAUAAAUACCCGCUGGAAGAGUAUUUACCGUCUCUAGAGUCUGGUCUGCCCCCGCAGUGCCCCGAGUGCACGUCGAUGGAGGAGACGCGGCAGGUCAUCGGUAAGCGCGCUCGAGGAAUCGGCAGACUUCGACCCAGCGUGGUGUUGUACAACGAGAUGCAUCAGGACGGCGAAGGCGUUGGUGAUGUUGUAGAGAAGGAUUUGAUGGGGUCGUCGAAAGGGAAAGGUAGAAGUGGUGCAGAUCUACUUCUCGUUGUCGGCACGAGUCUUCGCGUUCCUGGCACGAAAAGGAUGGUGCGCGAAUUUGCGAAAGCCGUUCACGCGCGAGGGGGUGCAUCACCCAAAGAGUCGUCUACCUCUUCACCCUCUUCAUCCCCUCGCCGCUCUCCCACUAACGAUGAAGACCCGCCCUUCAGAUCCAUCUACUUGAAUAUGGAUUUUCCCGUGCCGACUCGGGAAUGGGACGGCGUCUUCGAUGUCUGGUUGCAAGGAGACGCGCAGAUAUUUGCCGAGAUGAUGGAAGCUGAGAUCAAGAAGGAAGCGGAGGCCAAGCAGCAGGCUUUAGACCGCAAGAGGAAACGCGAAGAGGAAGCAGCAGCAGCAGCUGACCGCGAAUUCAACGCCGUCGCCGAUUGUAGUAUGAAGCAGACCCAGACCCAGACGCUUACACCACCAAAGAGCGCGAAGCGGAAGCACGCUCAGGAUGCCAAACUCGACGUUUCGCCCAAGCGACGGAUCGUGGUUACGAGUGGGUCGAAACGGUCGCAUAGUAGCUCGAGCCGAGAGUCGCAGUGUGAGGGCGAGAGCCCUGGGUCGGGCAUUAUCCUGCGUAUACCACCCCGGACGCGUUUAAUUCCUGAGGUCGUUAUAACGACCCUCCCACCUAAUGUAAAGAGGCAAAAGGCUCCGCGUGCGCCUCCCUCUCCCCCCCAAACGCCUCCCCGUACGGGGCGCGGUAAAAGCGCGACGCCCUCAUCCAAGUCAAAGGAUGUACGAACCUAUCCACUCGGCAAGCCCAACUCUCGCCGUAAAGACACUAAGCAGCAGCAGCCCUCACCUCGUGCUCCUGUCGCUCCCCAUCCGCCCAGAGAACCCGCCGUACCUCUUCCGACACAUCCUACACACAAUGCAAGCCAAAUGACCGAUUCCAUGGUACGGACGAUGCAGUAUGGACUACGCGGUUCGGCGCUCAGUUAA